Messenger RNA from Galleria mellonella (greater wax moth), 1766 nucleotides. RefSeq names its product intraflagellar transport protein 57 homolog (gene IFT57). The transcript has a single exon. The record is from RefSeq and is a predicted model, not a curated record. Bases 99 to 1226 code for a protein of 375 amino acids. Gene Ontology annotation, biological process: intraciliary transport; non-motile cilium assembly. Lineage: Eukaryota; Metazoa; Arthropoda; Insecta; Lepidoptera; Pyralidae. Gene Ontology annotation, cellular component: intraciliary transport particle B; Golgi apparatus; centrosome.
UGCUAUGGUAACAGUUAAUAAAAACAAUAGGAAUAUUACGUCAAUGUUCUCAUAUUUGUUGAAAAGUGCGAUAAAAUAAAUAUAAAAUAAAAAUAAAUAUGGAUUUAAAUAUAAUGGAUAAGUUACGUCUCUUAAAGAUCGAUACUGAAUUAAGACCACAAAUCAAAAUGAAACCUAUGAGUCGCUACUAUUUCGUCACUUCAACUAAUCCUGGUGAACAAUUCUUUGUGUUUGCGUCCACGGCCGCUUGGCUUAUUAAGAAGAUCGGUAAAGACAUCGAACUACCCAAUGAAGAAGACGAUCCCAACUCUACCAUAGCUAAUAUCCUAGAUUUUUUGAGAGAAAAAGAUGUAUCAAUUGACUUCUCUUCUCAUAAACUAAAACAGGGUUUUGGAGAACAAGUUUGUUAUAUAUUAAGCGUACUGGCUGAUGAAGCACUCAAGGCACAACACUUUGAAUGGCAAAAGCCCAUAGUUGACAUACCCGAACCCGAGGAAUCCCCCGAUGACGUUGACCAAGUAGAGGAUGAAACUGAAAUUAUUCUUGACAAAGUUGAAGAAGAAAUGGCAAUAUAUUCGGAAGAAUCAGAUGGAGAAUAUGGUAAUACAGACGAAAAAGAGACUAAUAAUAUUGCCACUAAAAUACACGAUUGGGAAUCUUGGAAAUUAGAGUUGGAGAGAGUGGCACCGGCUCUAAGACUAAAGAUCUCUGCCGACGGUCGAGACUGGAGAGCGAGACAUUCCCAAAUGAGAACAUACAGAGACGAACUUUUUGAUAGAUUUAAGGUUACAGGUGUCCAACUAAAUAAAUUAUAUAGUAAUAUUACUUCACUGAUGGAUAAGAUUUCGGCUAGGGAGAACAUACUAAACGAACAAUUUGAACCUUUAGUGAGAGAGUAUGGUUCUCUUUUGGAUGAAUUAAAUAAAGUUACCAAUGAGUAUAAAGAAGUGAGUGUGGGCGUGACAGAGAGGCAAGAAAUGUUGAAUGAGAUAACUGCCAAAGUGGAGAACAUAAAACAACGUACGGAAUCUAGGGGAUCGGCUAUGAAUGACAAUUCGCCAUUAGUGACAGCGAAAAAAGCCGUUGGAAAUCUGAAAAAGGAUAUCCAAGAAAUGGACUUCCAGAUAAUAGUCUUGUUGUGGAUGUUGACUACCAAAGAAAAUCCCAAUAGUAAUAAUUUACUUGCUAACGCUGAAUCGAGAAUGAUUGGGACUGAAGUUUAUUAAUAUGAAAUAAAAUAAAAUCUAAUAAUAUGACUUGCUUACAUAAGUUACAAUUAAACAAUUAAUUAAUUAAUUUGUUUAUGUAAUACUUGGCAUGUGUUACAAAUAGUUGGUAAUUUGCUCUGAGUAAGAGUAAAUUCAACUAGAUAAUAAUAAUUCUUUAUUUGGAACAAAAACUUUGAUUACAAUAUUAUUAAAAAACAAUGAUAUCCGUAGAAGUAUAAAACUGUGUCGCGAAUAUAAACGCCCUCCUCCUCAUUGCAGGAUUUCUAAACAGACCAAUUAAAACGUAUAGUAGUUAGUUACAACAACUAAAAAAAAUUUGUUGAUAGUGACAGAAAAUAAUCGAAAAGGAAAAUGUGCUGUAAAUAUUGAUUCCAAUUAAUUCCAAAAAAAUGAGAGAAAGUUCAGGCAAUGAUAAUAAUGGUACUUAUGAAUUAGCAAUCGCCAGUCUAUCUGUAUUUCCGAUUUUCCAAUUAGUUUCUAAUAAUCUGAUUGUAAAAGAAUUAUUAGGGGGUUUGGAAAUAAAAUACAUGUUAAAAA